Messenger RNA from Thelazia callipaeda (thelaziosis nematode), 837 nucleotides. NCBI's taxonomy places the organism in Eukaryota, Metazoa, Nematoda, Chromadorea, Rhabditida, Thelaziidae. The record is from the annotation of a GenBank genome assembly.
AUGCAACGGAUAAGAUGUUUUCAAUCGGCAGAAUAUUCAACAAAAUUUAUUUCGACAGCAAGAAGUUCCAUUAUUCCAACGUUAUUCAGAUCACUAAAUAAUAAUUCCAAGCUGCAUACAAAAAAGUGGAAAAAGGAUGUAGUGUAUCUAUACCAGUUUGGUCGAUCUAAUUCGGCUCCUAAUAUUUCACCAUUCUGUUUCAAAAUCGAAACUUGGUUGCGAGCUAAUGAUUUAACGCAUGAACUUAAAAACAGUUGGGAUUUUCUGGCCUGGAAGAAAUACUUACCAGCUAUAGAGUUAAAUGGGAAUAGAUUAGUCAAUUCACAGAUGAUCAUCGAGGAACUACAAAAGUACUUUGGCUUAAAUGAUGAGUUUGAAGAGGACGAUCACAUCGGCAUAGCGCGAGCUGUUGAUCGAAUGAUUGAAUGCAAUACCUAUUACUUACUGCUAUAUUUUAUAUUGGUGGAAAAUUUAUCGAAAUUUCUGAAAGUGUUGCAACCAUCUCCAGUAAAUCGUUGGCUGAUUCAUAGUAUGGGUAAUAAGGUUCAUCACAUGUUUUCAAAUAUGGGUAUCGUUCAUCCUACGCGAAACGAUAUUAUUAAUAUGCUAGUGAAAGAUAUAAAAGCAAUUGAUAUUGUUUUAGGAGAUAAAAAAUUUUUGUUUGGUGCAAAGCCGACUACGCCCGAUUUCACUGUUUUCGGACACUUGAGCGCGUCAUAUUAUUUACCAUUCCAUCAACCAAUAACUGAUAUUUUGGAUGAUGAAUAUCCACGAGUAAAAAGAUUAAUUGAACGAAUGCGUCAACAUUAUUAUCCUGAGUGGCAAUUUAGUUCAUAA